AUGCCAAGGAUACCGGCCGAACUCCUCUCCUCACACCAGGGAGGAUUGCAAGCCCUAGGGGACGCCUUCCACGAUGUCGCUGGGAUGGACGAAGUCGGCGCUGAGUUUCGCCGUCGCGUUGAAAUCAGGGAGCAAGCCAAGAGGCUUGCCCUGGAGUCUGACAGCAAGGAGGCGAUCAAGCGAGCAGUCCGCACCUCCUCGACCCCCACCAGGCACUGGAACCAAGGUCAAUGGGUCUAUGUCUUCCGUCGCGGGAAACCCGGAGACCCUCUUCAUCCUGUCUCUCGCUGGGUUGGGCCCGGACUCGUAGUACUGCAGACCAAGUCAAUAGUGUGGGUGGCGAUGAGAACCCGUCUUUGGCGAUGCGCACCCGAGCAACUACGACCUGCGGACCCUUCGGAGAUGAUGGGUCGUCAGUUGGCCACGGAUCCCGCUCUCGGGGAACUUCUCCGGCAGGUGGUGUCUGGAACACAGGCCCGGGCUAUUGACGUGGCCCGAGAAGGUCCGCCUCCAACCUCCAAUGAAGAAGCUGACUCGGCUGUUCAUCGAGUACCAGAUGGGCCGGAGGUGACCGAGGAGGUUCCCAUCAACUCGACCAAGCACCCAUGGACGUCCUACCAGUACCUCCAGGUCUUCUACCUCCUCCUCGAGAGCCUGAAGUAUCCGGAGGACUCCCGGCUAUCCACGAACGAGGAGUCCAACGAGCAGCCCGACUCGAGGAAGCCGCUUCCUCUUCAGCCGGAGCGCGAGCCCCGGGAACACCUAUGGAGCCACUACUACAAGCCCUACGACGAGGGCGACAAGCUUCCGGAGAGGACGAGCCCAUUGCCAUUUCUGAACGAGGCCCUCUUCCAGCGCGACACCCUGGACGAGAGCUUCUCCUGGUUCUCGUACAAGGCGGAGCAGGGCUGGACUCUUCUGGCUAACCGAAACGACGAGGUGGACAUCAAGAAGCUGGCGAGAGAUGAGCAGGAGAUGUUUCUCAAGUCCGAUGCCGUGGAGUGGGAAGCAAUCCUUAAGACUAAGGCGGUGAGGGUGGCCACUGGUGCGGAAGCCCAACGACUACGAGCUAAAUAUCCCGAUCGAAUUGUGAGCUCUCGAAUGGUUCGCCGGAAGAAACCCACCGGCGAUCUGCACCAGUGGAAAGCCAAGAGCCGCUGGUGUCUCCACGGUCAUGCGGACCCCGAUACCGGUCAGCUGUUGACUUUUGCGCCCACGCCUCAGGCUGAGUCGAUGAUGCUCUUUCUACAGUGCGGUCUUAGCCUGAACCACAGCUUCGCCUUCUGCGUCCUCUCUUCGCCGAGCCUUGUGAAGGACUCUGUCUCCCAGCCCGGAGCCCUCAUUGUGAUUGAGAUUCCGGUCUACGGAUUGGACGACGCUCCAGCUGCGUGGCGCGAGACCCGCUUCCUGGUGGAGGACAUGAAAUUCACCCGGAGCCUCGUGGAGCCCUGCUGGUUCUUCCGACAUAAUGCUGUCGGACACAAUGAGGCCCAAGUCCUGGUGGAGGUCGACGACUUCAUUGUCUCCACAGAUCCCACCAUCCGAGACGAGGUGCGCUCCGCUUUUGAGGCUCGAUUUAAGUUCGGAAAGUGGGAUCGAGACCAGGCCGACUACGCUGGUCGACGUGUCCGAGUGCUGGACGACCGCAUCCUCGUGGACCAGGACCAGGAGAAGUACAUCCUGGAGCAGCUGCAGCCGAUCCACUUGGCAAAAGGGCGCCGCUCCGCCAAGGACCAGAAGCUCCUGCCCGACGAGUUUGCUGCCUUCCGCUCCAUGAUCUAUCGAAUCAGUUGGGUUGGGAAGGAAUGCCGUCCAGAGAUGUGCGGCUUGUCGUCGAUUAUGGCGAGCCGGCUGGAUCGUGCCACCGUAGACGAUGCCCUGGUUGUCAACCGGUGUGUGAACCACCUUCGGAAUACCGCAUCCCGACCUCUCACUAUCUGGAAGAUCCAGCCGUCGGACCUCUCCUUCGUGAUAAUCGACGAGCUCGGUCUUCCCGCAGAUGCCACGCAGGGCGCCUGGAUGGUGGUGGCAUCCGAGGGCCUUCCCAUCGGGGACCAGAAAGUCCGAGCCUCUCCAAUCAGCUGGCGAAGCAGUAAGCUCAAGAGGGAAGUGUACUCCACCUUCGGAGGAGAGACACAAGCGAUGCUGCAGGGACUAGCUGAGGGCGAUUGGCUUCAGAUCAUGCUGCGAGACGCUCUGUUCGGAGAUGUACAGUUAAGGGACUGGAGAAACAGCCUCAGUCCCCACAUGCUGGUGAUGCGCUCCUCCAUCCAGGUUCCAGAGCGACAGCCACAGUGCAGCGUCACCGAUGCCAAAAGCCUCUUUGACUGCUUGCUGAAGGAGCAUCCUCAGGGAAGACAAGAUCGCCGCUCGGCCCUGGAAUUAGCAAUCAUCGUGAAGGACCUGCAGGAGACAAAGUCGAUGGUCAGGUGGACGCCACAUCAGAAAAUGUUGGUGGACGCGCUCACCAAGGCGGACCCUCUUCGCAGCAACGGCGCCAUGGACUGCUUUCUGAAGACAGGGUUGCUUAGCUUAGUGGACGUCGAGACCGAGCUGAGACAGCGGUCCGAAGACGUUAGGUUUCGCCGACGUAGUCAUUCAGCUUCUGCUGCAAGAUUGGCUCAGGAGUAUGAAGCAGCACAUACCGCGUUCUGGUCAACAUUAAAUGGGGGGAACUGUUCCGAGGAUCCGCUUGUCAUAGGAGUGCUCUCUUGA
This is a messenger RNA of Symbiodinium sp. CCMP2456, 2715 nucleotides long. NCBI's taxonomy places the organism in Eukaryota, Dinophyceae, Suessiales, Symbiodiniaceae. The record is from the annotation of a GenBank genome assembly.